GUGAAUAUUGAGAAGGCAAGUAACCAGUUAACUGAUAAUAAUAUUCGAGAAGCUCUAAAAAACUUGACGGAGCGGCAUUUCGAUUAGAAAAAAAAAUUAUCAACAUUUAACUAGGUUUUUCAAAGUGUAGUAAUGGAAUAUAAAAUUGUUCAAUGAGAAACAGUGAAAAAAGAGAGAGAGAGAGAGAGAGAGAGAAAGAAAACAAAUUUAUUGCAAUUGCUGCAGAUUAUUGUCUUAUUUAGACAUUAGAAAAGAAUAACGAUAAUGAAGAAAGAUAGCAAUGUUUGCGAUUAGUGAGACAAAUGCGCCACCAUCUGUAUACAAGUUCUUUGCACAAUCAUUGAAAGAACACGUGCUAUACCAGAUCGGGUAUUCGGUGAAGGACCUUGUUACUAUCAUACAGUCACUUUACUGCUUCAAUCAGAAUCAGACGUAGUGGGCAUCGAUGCCUUUUCCAAUAAUUCAUCGAACAUUUUCCAUAAAGAUGACGUUUUUCAAUUCAUCAAAUUUAUCCUCAUAAUAAUUAUCACUCCAUCAAAGGACGAAUCAAGGGAGAUUACUCAUUUUUUUUCGUUCUUUAUUAAUUUAUUUAUUCACGGCCAUGGCUCAUUCGAUUCCGGAAAACGAGAGAACGAGGGAAAAUGGAACAAUUGAAAAAAUUCACGAAGAUACGGAAGAUGAUAAAUUUGAGGAGGAGAUUUCCGAAGAUGAUUCUCAACCCCCACCUCCAGAUGGGGGGUGGGGGUGGUUUGUAGUUUUAGGAUCCUUCAUGAUACACAUAGUCACCGACGGUGUGACAUAUUCAUUUGGUGUAUUAUUCGAGAAGCUUAUGGAACAUUUUGAAGAAGGAGCAGGAAAGACUGCCUGGAUAGUUUCUAUUUUAGUUGGCGUUACAUUAAGUUCCGGUCCAAUUGCAAGCGCUCUUGUUGAUAAAUAUGGUUGCCGAUUAGUAACGAUCGUAGGUUCUAUAUUGGCAAGCUUCUGUUUUCUAGUGAGCAUGUGGGCUGAAAAUGUUUUAACAUUGUGUCUUUCAAUAGGCGUUGGAACUGGUUUUGGUUUUGGUUUAAUUUAUUUGCCGGCGAUAGUGAGUGUCACGUGUUACUUCGAAAAAUAUCGUUCACUGGCAACUGGAAUUGCAGUAUGUGGCUCAGGAUUAGGAACUCUAGUUUUUACGCCAUUGUUAGAAUAUUUAGUUGCCACGUUCGGUUGGCGAGGAACAAUGAUGAUUAUCUCCAGCAUCGUUUUAAAUUGCAUAAUAUUUGGAAUUCUAUUUAGGCCAUUAAAGCCAGUUAAGAAGAAAGAAUCCAUAGCCAUGAGAGAAGUGCAGAAAGAAAUCAAAACGGAAACAAAUAUUAUUUCAUCAAAUGGAUUUCAUCGACCACACAAUGAAAUGCAAAAGGAAAGCAGAACGGAAACAAAAACUAUUCAAUUAAAUGGAUUUCAUCGACCACACAGUGUCAGUAACGUGAAUUCGAAAUAUUUCGGAGACAAUAAUUAUACAGCACAUAAUAUAAGAAUAGCUCUAAGUCAACCGAUUCUAAUCACGAAAAAUCGAGAAAACACCGCAAAAUCAUUUGGCAGUGGCUUUAUGAAUCGGCGGGAUAUUUUUUAUCAAGGAAGCGUGGAUAAUCUUCGCCACCGACCAGAGUCACUAUUGAACAGUGUUGAAGAUCUCAAAUUUCACGAGUCAAUUAAAAGUUUACCAAAUGGAACGAAACAAAAAUUCGAAGUGGUUUCGAUAAAGAAGAAAAAAAUGAAUAUAUUUUUGAAAAUGUUGGAUUUCUCGUUAUUAAAAGACCAAAUAUAUAUUAUCUUUACAUUAUCGAAUUUUUUCACUAGCAUAGGCUUUUAUAUACCUUUCUAUUAUAUAUCGAUUCUAGCUCAAGAAAAGCAUAUGGACACUCAUACUGCUAAGUAUUUCAUUGAAAUUAUUGGAGUGGCAAAUACAUUCGGUCGUAUUAUUCUUGGAUAUUUUUCUGAUAAACCCUGGAUUAAUCGACUAAUUGUCUACAAUUUGUGUUUGACACUUUGUGGCGUUGCGACGGCAUUUAGUACAUUUUGUGAGGGUUUUACAAGUCUGGCAAUUUAUGCUAUAGUAUUUGGUUUCACUGCUGGAGCGUACGUGGGACUUACAUCUGUGAUUUUAGUUGAUCUUUUUGGUCUCGAUAAAUUAACAAAUGCAUUUGGUUUACUUUUGCUUUUUCAAGGUAUCGCGUCAUUUUUAGGACCACCUAUUGGAGGUUGGUUAAAAGACGUGUAUGGAACGACAUAUCCAGCAUUUUAUUUAGCAGGAGUAAUGAUAGCACUAAGUGGCCUUAUGUUAUUUAUUAUUCCUCCUGUGCAAAGGAGGUUGCAAUUACGAAGAGAACAGAAUAAAGGAGUAAUUUAUAGUUAUAAUCUAAUUUAAUUAAAUUUUAAUAAACGUUGUAUUUUGUUAAAUAUUA
Messenger RNA from Leptopilina heterotoma, 2444 nucleotides. It is a transcript of the gene Mct1, whose product is annotated as monocarboxylate transporter 14. The record is from RefSeq and is a predicted model, not a curated record. Lineage: Eukaryota; Metazoa; Arthropoda; Insecta; Hymenoptera; Figitidae. The transcript is spliced from 12 exons. Bases 602 to 2407 code for a protein of 601 amino acids. Gene Ontology annotation, molecular function: monocarboxylic acid transmembrane transporter activity. Gene Ontology annotation, biological process: monocarboxylic acid transport; transmembrane transport.